Messenger RNA from Racocetra fulgida, 358 nucleotides. Lineage: Eukaryota; Fungi; Glomeromycota; Glomeromycetes; Diversisporales; Gigasporaceae. The record is from the annotation of a GenBank genome assembly.
AUGACCAAAGGUAUUGGUUCUUCUUUCACCGCUCAUUCGAAGGGUAACUUAUUGGAACCACCAAGUCGUAGAUGGUCAAAGCACAGUCCAAAUAAUGAAAAUAUUUCUUGGUCUUCGCAAGGUUCUUCAAGGAAUGAUCGUACAAGUUGGUGCUUGGAUGUUAAUGAUAAUCCUUCAGCUGCUGCUCGAAAUAAUCAGAAUAAAUCACGACCAACAUCUGUAUCGUUUGAUACGCCACCAUUACCUACUUCUGUCAAUCUUCCUCCAAACUCUCCUCCAUCAAUUUAUAACCCAUCGGCUUCACGUGAAACGAGAAAUUCAUCUUCGUUUUAUUUUACUUCAAAUACUUUAUUACCAA